AUGAAAACGUGGAACUCCGCGCUUCUGAAAGAACGGGCGUUCGACUGCGUGCGCGGGUUCGAGAGGCGGGCAGGCUCAGGCGGGCUCUGGAACUACCACGACUCCCACGCCGGGCCAGAGCCUGUGACAGGGCCGUCCCUCGAUCCGCACAGCCCAGAUCUCGUCAAGCCCUGUAGGCUGGCCGCAAACCACUACGUCUGGCCCAGCGCCAUCUACGAGCUGCUCGAUACAAACGUGCCCCGUCAGAUCAUGGAGUACAGUGGCUUUCCGUUUCCGAAAGACACGCCGCUGUUUCCCACCAAACAGCAGGUGCUGGACUAUAUGAAGAGGUACGCGAAGGACGUAGAGCCUCACAUCAGGUUCAACACAAACGUCGUUUCUGUCAGGUACAGGCCGAACGAGGAGAAAAAAUGGCUGGUUACGUAUCGUCCCGUCUGCGACGAGACGGAGGGUGGACUAAAAUUCUCGGCCGCGCAUCCUGACAAAACCGAGCACUUCGACGCCGUGCUGGUCGCCUCGGGCCAUUACGAGCUGCCGUACGUGCCCGAAAAGAAAGGACUCGCGGAAUGGACGGCGAAAUACCCCGGCUCUGUGUCGCACUCGAAACACUUCAGACACCCGCGACAGUUUGCGGACGUCCCGGGGAAUCUGCUCAUUGUGGGCAACUCCGCGUCGGCGCUGGACCUUGCGUACCAGACGGCAGUGAUACUGCAGCGCAACGUUUACAAGAGCGCGAGGUCGCAGGCAACGCUCCCCGGCGGCAGCAGCGAGUACAUCAAAACCGUGCCGGACAUCGACCGGUUGGAGCCAGAAACAAGGUCGGUCAGGUUCACCGACGGGUCGGUGCUCCAUGACGUCGGCCACGUCCUGUUCGCCACGGGAUUUCUGAGACACUACCCGUUUCUGGACGAGAUCAACAGAACGGCGACCCCAGUGGUCACCGACGGCCUCAGACUCCACGGCUUAUAUAAGCAGUGUGUCAGCUACAAUUUCCCCGGGCUCGCCUUCAUCGCAACGCCGCGGUACAUUCUGCCGACCAGAGUCGGGGAGGCGCAGGCGGUGUGGCUUUCCAAGAUCUUUCAGGGCAAGCUGGAAUUGCACAGCAUUGAAGAGAUGAAGGCGGACGAGGAGAACACUGUCCAGCUGCGCGGCGACUCGCCCAAGUUCCAUAAUCUGAUGUAUCCCGACGACGUUCACUACGCUCACGAGCUCAACCGGCACGUGUACUCCACGCCGGGCUGGCAGAGCGGGCUGCUUCCCUGCGAGUGGAACCGCGAGGAUAUCUUGUACCGUGCGUCGGCCGUGAAGAUGAAGGAGGCGUAUCUCAAGUACCGCGAGCGUACCAAUGGCAAGCGCGCAGCUAGCGUCGAGGAGCUGCAGCAGACGGUUGGGUUCAAGUUUGAGGACGUAGACUGGACAGAGUUCAAGUUGCGAGUUGCGCAGGAUCCGCGCCGCGUUCUCGAAAAUGUUCCACCUCUCGGUUCGGCAGCUCGCUAG
This is a messenger RNA of Ogataea haglerorum, 1497 nucleotides long. RefSeq lists its product as uncharacterized. The record is from RefSeq and is a predicted model, not a curated record. The transcript is spliced from 2 exons. NCBI's taxonomy places the organism in Eukaryota, Fungi, Ascomycota, Pichiomycetes, Pichiales, Pichiaceae. Bases 1 to 1497 code for a protein of 498 amino acids. Gene Ontology annotation, molecular function: N,N-dimethylaniline monooxygenase activity; NADP binding; flavin adenine dinucleotide binding.